Phalaenopsis equestris is the source of this 1164-nucleotide messenger RNA. RefSeq lists its product as uncharacterized. The record is from RefSeq and is a predicted model, not a curated record. The transcript has 3 exons. Lineage: Eukaryota; Viridiplantae; Streptophyta; Magnoliopsida; Asparagales; Orchidaceae. Bases 1 to 1164 code for a protein of 387 amino acids.
AUGCAUACUGACAAAGAAGCUCGUUAUCCUAAGCAACGAUAUGCCAGUUAUGUGGCUACUAUGAUGUAUGUAGAUAUAGUGCCUCAUAUGUUACCAAGGAGAGGCCAUCUAGAAGUGAUCGACACUACUUUCGGGGACUUGCCCCAUAUGUUCUUCGAGGACUAUAUUUGUCGUAGUCGUCCUAUACCCCAAUUCUCGACCAAUGUAGCUCUCGACCAAUGUAGCCCAAGCGGCUUUCUGCAUGGCAAAGCUAGCCACUGUAACACAGAGCAUGACUCAGAAUGUUGCAAGACGGGAGAAAAGUACCCCCAAUACUACUGCUCACCACCAAUCUCUUAUGAAACACACGCCACUAUGACGAUCAAUAGCUUCGCCAAAGGUGGAGAUGGUGGAGGCCCAUCGAAAUGCGAUGGCAAGUAUCACAAUGAUGAUGAGAAGGUGGUGGCGCUUUCUACCAGGUGGUAUGAUCAUGGUAGCCAAUUCUUGAAGACAAUUAAGAUCAAUGUGAACGGAAAGUCGGUGUUGGCUAAAGUUGUGGAUGAAUGCGACUCUGUAAAGGGUUGUGAUGCUGAUCAUGAUUUUCAGCCACCAUGUCACAAUAAUAUUGUUGAUGCUUCUCCAGCCGUUUGGGAUGCAUUGGGAAUGUCUGGAGAUGAUGUUGGCGACUACCAAAUCAACUGGUCCGACCAAUGUAGCCCAAGCGGCUUCCUGCAUGGCAAAGCUAGCCACUGCAACACAGAACAUGACUCAGAAUGUUGCAAGGCGGGAGAAAAGUACCCUCAAUACUACUGCUCACCGCCAAUCUCUUAUGAAACACGCGCCACUAUGACGAUCAAUAGCUUCGCCAAAGGUGGAGAUGGUGGCGGCCCAUCGGAGUGUGAUGGCAAGUAUCACAGUGAUAAUGAGAAGGUGGUGGCACUUUCCACUGGGUGGUAUGAUCAUGGUAGCCGAUGCUUGAAGACAAUUAAGAUUAAUGCGAACGGAAAGUCAGUGUUGGCUAAAGUUGUGGAUGAAUGCGACUCUGUAUAUGGUUGUGAUGCUGAUCAUGAUUUUCAGCCGCCAUGCCACAAUAAUAUUGUUGAUGCUUCUCCAGCCGUUUGGGAUGCAUUGGGAAUGUCUGGAGAUGAUGUUGGCGACUAUCAAAUCACCUGGUCUUUUGCUUGA